UUUGUUUUUGUGUAGAAAAAGAAGACUGGAAUACAUUCUGCUCAAUCAUCAAGUAUUAAGGUUAUAUUAGAAGAAAUGAAGAAUGGUGAGUGUGAUAUAUCAUGUUGUUUCUCUCCUCUCAGGUGUUCAUGCGUUCCAGUUCAUGUACGGCUGUGAGCUGAAUGAUGAUGGCACCAAACGAGGAUACCUGCAGUUUGGUUAUGAUGGAGAGGACUUCAUCAGCUUUGAUAAGAACACCCUCACCUUCACAGCUGCAAAUCCUCAAGCUGUCAUUACCAAGAACAAAUGGGAAUCCACCAGAGCAGAGGCAAAUGUCUAUAAAGCAUAUCUGGACAAUGAAUGCAUUGAGUGGCUGCAGAAGUAUGUGGGUUAUGGGAAGGACACUCUGGAGAGAAAAGGUAGGAAUAUCAGUUGUUUGAUAAUCACUGCAUAGUGAGCAUUCAUCGUU
Molecule: messenger RNA, 448 nt
Organism: Sinocyclocheilus anshuiensis
Lineage: Eukaryota; Metazoa; Chordata; Actinopteri; Cypriniformes; Cyprinidae
Product: class I histocompatibility antigen, F10 alpha chain-like
Exons: 1
Coding region: 83-433 (116 amino acids)
Biological process (GO): immune response
Cellular component (GO): external side of plasma membrane
Source: RefSeq, a predicted model, not a curated record